This is a messenger RNA of Linderina pennispora, 3940 nucleotides long. RefSeq names its product NUC173-domain-containing protein. The record is from RefSeq and is a predicted model, not a curated record. The transcript is spliced from 3 exons. Bases 164 to 3940 code for a protein of 1258 amino acids. NCBI's taxonomy places the organism in Eukaryota, Fungi, Kickxellomycota, Kickxellomycetes, Kickxellales, Kickxellaceae.
GCACUUGCCUUUUCUCUCCACACCUUUCCUAUUGCUUGCCUUCUCCAUUUUCUGCACACACUAUCCUGGGAUAUCAACGCAGCAUCCCGGACUUGUAGCGCAACAAAAUAUACCACACACAUACGCUAGACGGAGAGUUUAACUGAGACCCAGACAACGGAUCAUGGAUAGCGGACUCGAACUGCAGCUCAAGAAGCUGCGCAACCAAAUCAACUCGAAGGCCCCACACCAGCAGCAGCAUGCGGCAACGCUGUUGGCGGUCGAGGAAACAUUAAAAGAGCGGAAGGCGCCGAUGGAGCCCGCAAGUUACUUCGCGGCCCUACUGACGCUGCUGGAGCAGCAGGCUGGCACAUCGUCCAAGGGCCUGUCCAGCGCAAUCAUCUACUUGCUCAGCAUCAUUCUGCCACAUGUGUCACACAACACGCUGCGGGCCAAGUUUACGACGAUGAUGGCUGUCCUGUCGCAGUCUCUGGACCUGGGCUCUGCCGAUGUCGCACUGCUGCGGGCCGUGAUCUCGUGCCUGGAGUCGGUGCUGACAGCUCAGGACGCCGGGUCGUGGGGUCAGCCGAUUGCGCUUGGCUCGUUCCAGUCGCUGCUGGCACUGGCCACUGACAGCAAGCCCAAGAUCCGCAAGCGUGCUCAGGAAGCUGUGGUGAAGCUGCUGGCGCAUGUGCCACCCCCAGCCACCGUGCACCCUGCUGCUCACACUGUGGCGAAGUUUGUGCUCACCACCCUGGGGAACGCCAAGGCCGACACGCAGGCGGCGAUGCACACGCUGCAGCUUGUCAAGGCAGUUGAUCUGGCCUGGCCGGCGGAGGAGUUCCGUGAGCUGUGCUCAGUGCUGAUGCAGCUGCCCAAGCUCAACACGCCCUUCAUCACCACUCUAUCGUUCCAGGCGCUGGAGUCGGCAUUCUCGAGCGCUGCGGCUGCUCUGGACGAGGAUCAGUUCCGCGACCUGCUGGCCGAGGUCAUUGACAUCAAGCCGAACAUUGGCGAUGCGCUGGUCAGCGACGCGUGGCUCAAGAUCGUGCAGAAGGGAUACAUCUCCUACGCACAGAUCAGCCCCAUCGUGUGCUUCCAGUCGCUGCCCGAGCUCAUUGACCUGAUCCUUCCCGACAUCGAGCUUGGCAAGCCCAGCACGCGCGAAGCUGCGACGCAGUGCAUUUGGGCGCUGCUGCGCGAGUGCAUUCCGGACAGCAUGCUUGAGUCGCCAGAGGUUGAGCGGAUCGUCAAGAUUCUGUCAUCAGGCGUGUCUUACCGCUACCGCGAGUCGUGGACGCUGAUGUUUUUGCUGCUCGCGGCGCUGUUCCAGAGGCUCGGGUCCGUCGCGCACCCGGUUAUGGACAGCAUUCUGCUGGAGAUCUCGAACAUGCGCAUGGAGCCCGAGUUUGAGCUCAAGAGCGAGGCCGACGCUGUCUUGGGUGCUGCUGUGCGUGCCAUUGGCCCUGCGGCUUUCCUGCAGGUUCUCCCGCUGAACCUGACGGCCGACCAGCGCUCCGGACCUGCCGGCCGCGCCUGGCUGCUGCCGCUGAUGAAGAGCCAUAUCCGCGAUGCACCCCUGGCCUACUUUGUGCAGAACAUGCUGCCACUGGCCGACGAUCUGGCGGCCCAGUCGCUGCGGUUCAGCUCGCAGGGCCGCGAGAUCGAGUCGAAGGUAUUUGGCGCUCUGUCACAGCAGGUGUGGGGUCUGCUGGGCGGCUUCUGCAAUGUGCCCAGCGACGUGGUGCAGUCGUUCUCUGUGGAUUUUGCUGCGCGCCUUGCUUCCGAGAUGUUUGAGUCGGUAGAGGUCCGCCCAGCCAUCUGUGGUGCCCUGCAGACGCUUGUAUCUGCUGUGCACGGCCUCGCACACUCUGACGCCGACGUUGCCAAUGCUCCGCUGACCAAGCAGCAGGCACUGGCUGCAGAGCAGCAUCUGGCCCAGUUUGCACCAGACUACCUGUCUCAGCUGUUCAAUGUCUUUGCUCUGUCGCCGGGCGCCAGCCGCGGCUAUCUGGUCGAGACAAUUGUUGCGUUCCUGUCGAUCAUCACUCCGGCUGAGGUCAACGCGACCUUUGUCAAGGUGUGCUCGAUGCUGGACGAGGCGCUGAAGACCCACAAGCCGCCUGCUGCUAGCGAACUGACCGAGCGCUACCUGGAGGCACACCCACCUCCAACAGCGCACACAAUGAUGGACCUGGCCAUUGUCAUGGCGCCGUACUUGGACGCUGAGCGCACGCAGAUGCUGGUGCAGGCGUCGUUCCUGCUGCUCAAGCAGGCCGAGGACACCGUGCUGCAGAAGAAGGGGUACAAGGCCGUCUAUAAGCUGGCGAGCCAGGAGCAGGGGUCGGCUGCCCGGCAGACUGUCGAGUCGAUCAUGUCCGAUGCACUGAUUCCGGCGCUGAUCGAAUCGGCCGAGUCGGUGGCCAUGGCGUCGCGCCGUGACCGUCUGGCGCUGGUGUCGGUGCUCGCUGAUGGUCUGAACAACGACCAGCUGCACUUUAUCCCGGCGCUCCUGUCGGAGGCUAUCCUGGGCACCAAGGAGGGCGGCGUGAUCAGCAUGGCAGCCAUGGGCAGCGAGGGCGAGACGCAGCAGGCCUCCACUGAGGAGUUCUUCAAGAUGAUCGCAGCCGGCCUGGCGGCACAGACUCCGCAUAUGAUCAGCGCCACGAUCGCAGCCCUCUCGCGCGCCUUGUUCGAGUUCCACUCGCAGCUGCAGACCAGCUUUGUGCUCGAGAUCCUGGGCACGGUCCUGAUGUUUGUGACGCACAACAACCGCGAAAUUGCAAAGUCAUCGCUGGGCUUUGUCAAGGUCGCCUCAGUGAUCCUGCCCAAGGACCUGCUGGAACAGCAUCUGGAGGAGAUUGUGCAGAGCAUUCUGAAGUGGUCACACGAGUACAAGAACCAGAUGCGCCUCAAGUGCCGCCAUAUUCUCGAUCGCCUUGUGCGCCGCGUCGGCCUCGAUGCUGUCGACCGGGUCACGCCUGAGGAGCACAAGAAGCUGAUCGCCAACAUGCGCAAGCGCCAGGUGCGUGCCAAGCGCGCCAAGGAGCCGGGCACACAAACUGCUGACACCGGCGACGUCUCGGCGGCGGCUGCUGCGACUGCGACUGCGACUGCCAGCGAGCCGGCCAAGAAGUCGUUCGGUAAUGCGUAUGAAGAUGCGCUGUACGGUAGCGAGAGCGAGCUGGACGACUCGGACGACGAGCCGGCGCAGAAGGCUAAGCGCCAGAGCAACCUGAGCCGCAAGCAGCAGAUCCGCGAUGCCAACGCUGCUGAGUCGCGCCAGAAGAACAAGGGCGGUGCGUGGAUCCGCGAGGACGCCGAGGGACCGCUCGACUUCCUCGACCGCACAGCCUUCACGCACUUUGCAUUCACCAACCCGGCUGGCAAGCAGAAGCGCGAGCGCGCUGCGCCGAAGAUGGAAGGCGGCAAGUUUGUGUUUGAGGACCCCGAGGACCUGGCCAAGCUCAAGGAGGCGGCGGCUGCUGCGGCGGCAGCCAACCCUGACGAGGCGCAGGGCGAGGACUACUACCUGCAGUCGAUUACGUCCAAGGACGGAUUCACGCGCACGGCCAGUGGCAAGAUCAAGUUCCACAAGCGCAAGGCUGGCGACGAGAAUGACGACGUUGAGAUGGAGAGCGGCGAUGAGGAGGCUGCGAAGACGCCGAUGGGCAAGCGCAGCAAGACCAACGCGGGUGCUGCUGUGGGCAGGGAGUUCCGCUCGAAGAAGGCCAAGGGCGAUGUCAAGCGCGGAAAUGUCGAUCCGUAUGCAUAUGUGCCGCUGAACCCCAAGUCCAUGAAGAAGGGCGGGGUCAGCAUCAAGGGCAACUCGAAGAAGGACAAGCGGGACGCGCCGCAAGUGAGAGAUGCAUUUCCGUUCUAUAUAAACUUGUUUCAACCUUCUUCCAUUCGGGAGAGAUGUGCAGUGCUUCUCGGAAUGAUCUGCACAUGUGCGGACUAG